GGGAGACAGACACGGUCGCAAGACGGGAGGCACACGAGGGUCUCUCAUUCAGCAACUGUUCUAGACUCCUUGUCCCCCAAACAAGGCACUGUGAUCCCGGGGUGGGGGGCAGUUUGCUGGUCACACAGAUUCCUGGACCCCACUCCUGGAGCGGGGUCAAAUGGGUGCAUUGGGACAUUAUUCCUCAAGCAAUUUCGGGCACUUAUUUUCGUGCCCGGAGCAGAAACGGGAGGAAUAAGGCAGGUGCGACCCUGGAGCGUGAGCCUCGUACAGUCAGCACAGCUCAGAGCCUGAAGCAGGGCCUCCUGCACAGAGGAGAGGAGGAGGCUGCUUUGGCCCUCGUAUUGCCCAGAGUCCUGCAGAGGCGUGAUUGAAGGCAUCAGACAGUGUGUGGGAGCCCGUACUCCACUCGGGACCUUAGCAUCCCAGGGUCACUGCCGCGUGGACCGCUGUGAAGUUCUCUAACCCUGCUCUCUCCUUUUCAGCUCUGGCGGAAGUUUGCACGUCUGGCCUGUAACUUCAUGGUCAUCUUCAUUCCCUGGGAAAUGAGGAUAAAGAAAAUUGAGAGUCAUUUUGGAUCUGGUGUUGCCUCCUACUUCAUAUUCCUCAGAUGGUUGUUCGGAAUUAAUAUUGUGCUGACGAUAAUGACAGGCGCUUUUAUUGUCAUUCCAGAGCUCAUCGCAGGCCAGCCCUUCGGAAGCACGGCCCGCAAGACCAUCCCCAAGGAGCACGUGGCGGCUGCACAGGACCUGGACACCGUCUGGUCCCUGGGGGGUUACCUGCAGUACUCCGUGCUCUUCUACGGCUACUACGGCAGGGAGCGACGGAUCGGAAGGGCUGGUUACCGGCUGCCCUUGGCUUACUUCCUGGUGGGGAUGGCCGUCUUUGCUUACAGCUUCAUCAUCCUCUUGAGAAAGAUGGCUAAGAACUCCCGCACCAGCCUGGCCAGUGCCUCCAGUGAGGACUACACCUUCUGCUGGCGGGUGUUCUGUGCCUGGGAUUACCUCAUCGGCAACCCAGAGGCCGCUGAGAGCAAGACCGCGGCCGUCGUGAACAGCAUCAGGGAGGCAAUCCUGGAGGAGCAAGAAAAGAAGAAAAGCAAAAACCUGGCGGUGACCAUCUGCCUGAGGGUCGUUGCCAACAUCCUGGUGCUUCUCUCGCUCGCGGGGAGCAUCUACCUGAUCUACUUCGUGGUGGACCGGUCUCAGAAGCUGGAGCAGUCCAGGAAGGAGCUGACGCUCUGGGAGAAGAACGAGGUGAGCGUGGUGGUGUCCCUGGUCACCAUGCUGGCGCCAUCGGCCUUCGACCUCAUCGCCGCCCUGGAGAUGUACCACCCGCGAACCACGCUGCGUUUCCAGCUGGCAAGGGUCCUGGUGCUGUACCUGGGGAACCUCUACAGCCUGAUCAUCGCGCUCCUGGACAAAGUCAACAGCAUGAGCCCCGAGGAAGCUGGCACCCCAAAUAACACGAGCCGCUGGACAGAUCUCAUCACCUUCUCUGCCACCAGGACGGCCCCUGAAGAAGAGACAUGGUCCACACCCGGGCCAGGGCCGGGGCUCCCGAGGCACAGCACGUGGGCCCCUGAAGAGACCAGCAUUCCAGCUCCCACCUUGCCCUUCUCUGAGGCCAACAAGACCAGCGUCUACACCCAGCGUCCGCAAGACCAGUGCUGGGAGACCUACGUCGGGCAGGAGAUGCUGAAGCUUUCCAUCAUCGACAUGCUGUUCACCGUGGCCAGCACGCUGCUCAUAGACUUCUUCCGAGGACUCUUCGUCCGGCACUUGAGCGACUACUGGUGUUGGGACCUGGAAAGCAAGUUUCCUGAAUACGGGGAAUUCAAAAUAGCCGAGAACGUGUUACAUUUAGUCUACAACCAGGGAAUGAUCUGGAUGGGGGCUUUCUUCUCCCCCUGCCUCCCGGCGUUCAACGUCCUCAAGCUGAUCGGCCUCAUGUACCUGCGGAGCUGGGCUGUGCUGACCUGCAACGUGCCGCACCAGCAAGUGUUCCGGGCCUCCAGAUCCAACAACUUCUACCUGGCGAUGCUCCUGUUCAUGCUCUUCCUCUGCAUGUUGCCAACCGUCUUUGCGAUCGUGCGCUACAAGCCGUCCCUGAACUGCGGGCCCUUCAGUGGACAGGAGAAAAUGUACGACAUCGUGUCAGAAACGAUCGAGGACUUCCCCGCGUGGUUUGGCUCCGUGGUGGGCUACGUCAGCAGUCCCGUCGUUAUCCUGCCCGCCGUGCUCUUGCUUUUCAUGCUCAUCUACUACCUCCAGAGCAUCGCAAGGUCCUUAAAACUCAGCAACCAGCAGCUACGAAUGCAGAUCCAAAACGCCAGAUCUGAAGAUAAGAAGAAGGCUGCCCAAAUGGUAGAAGCCCGGAUCCAAACCCAAGAAGAAAGCAUCAAGAGGCUUCCAAAGGAGAGUGACCUCAGCCUCCAGCUGUCCUCGGCUUACUCGGGGACGCCCCAAAGCAACGGCAUCCUGGUCAACGCAGGCUCCUCCAGCAGCAAGAGUGGCAGGAUGGAGACCGGCACCCCGGGCACACCCCCGAGUCCCCGGCCAGGCCUCAGGAGCCCCAGCUCGCCUCUUCCUGGCACCUUCAAGCCCAGGCCGGAGCAGGACCCUAACAGGUGUCUGUGUGGUCAGAGUGCGAGGGCAGGUGACCGGCGCAAGAACAGGUCCUACUCCCCGGGGACGCGGGCGAAGCACAUGGAAGAUGUCUACUCACAGCCCCUUUGCCGAAGAGACUUCCAGCAGAUCGACCCCCCUCUUCGUGGAGUGGAGCUCUCGGCCGCCGUGCCGCGUGAUCCCAGGUCCCGUGCCCCCAGAUACUACAUUGUUAAUGAACGAGACUCUCGCCAAAAAACCCAUCCCACUUUCUGGCCAGAGAGACGUUUCAGGAUGGAAGCCUCAGGGGACAUCGUGGCGAUGUGCCCCAGGACCCCGCGACCAGGUGUGUCCUGGGCCCACCAGCAGGGGCCCUCUCCGCUGCUGAGUGAAGAAGAGGAGGGUGUCCUGAGGAGGGAGCUGGUCCAUCGGUCUCUCCACCCCCUGUCCCUAAGAAGCCUCCAAGGCGCUCCUCAUUUUUAUGUCGGCGACAGGUCAGAAGGUCAGAGCCCGGCUCCUGAGCGCCAGGGAAGGCCGCACUUCAGGUCCCUGGAUGAUGGCUUUGGGGCUCCACUAGACAGGCCCAUGGCUGGGCACAAGAAGCCGCGCUCCCGCAAUCUCCAGUCCACACAGCACCCCCCGAUGGUCAGGGGCAAGCCUGAGAUUGAGCCAUCCCUCUCUGAAUCCGAUUCCAUGUCGGCGGCGUCCAGCAGCGACCAGCAGACCAGCGGCAAUGACCGGCACCUCCAGAUCGCCCCCGGCCAGCCCAGAUUCCCCAGGUCCGUGAGCCCGCCGGGCGGGAGGAAGGCCGUCUCCAGGCAGGAGCUGAUCGUGGAUCUGAAUGACUUGAUUUGUUCCAACGUCUAGGGGCGUCUUCUGGUGUCGCGGUCAC
This is a messenger RNA of Mustela erminea (ermine), 3498 nucleotides long. RefSeq names its product transmembrane channel like 3 (gene TMC3). Lineage: Eukaryota; Metazoa; Chordata; Mammalia; Carnivora; Mustelidae. Bases 522 to 3473 code for a protein of 983 amino acids. The transcript has 19 exons. Gene Ontology annotation, molecular function: mechanosensitive monoatomic ion channel activity. The record is from RefSeq and is a predicted model, not a curated record. Gene Ontology annotation, cellular component: plasma membrane.